CUCACUAGUCUUAGAAGGGCAUUUGUGGUACUCACGGAGUCACGGAUUUGUGCUGGACACUGGACAACUUUAGUUGACACCAAGGAAAAAUGUGAAGUGCUGCGUGAUGCUUUCGAACAUUUCUUUGGUGUAAAAGUGAGUCUAUAGAGGGAAACCGAAGUAACUGGUGAUCAAAAUCUAAUUUGCCUGUGAGGAAAAGAAUAUUCAAUCAGAAGAAUUUGCAUUUAGAAUCCCGUCCAGCUGACUUUGGGACAAUCAUCAACUCGGCUUCUUCAAUGGAAACCCUCGACUGUCCAGUGUGUGCGGAAAAAUACGAUACAGGCCAAAGGACCCCAAAAAUCAUGGCCUGUCUCCACACAGUCUGUCUCUCCUGCCUGAUCAGCCUUAAUACCUAUUCCCAAGCCCCGCCAAGAGUCAGACACAGCAUUGCCAUCCCCUCAGUGUCAUAUGCAGGUAAACCUCAUAUGAAGAUAAACACUCCCAGUUCUAAAGUCAUCGCCAAUAUUGCCAGCAUCAUACAGGCCAAUCCACCCCCGCCUUUGCAACGCUUCACAGAUGCUGAAACCGAGAGCAGUGAUGGUUCUCCUCCGGCCCUGCCGAAACGGAACACCACCAGGGUUGGGCCGCCCUUGAAGCCAAAACCGGAAGAGUUGCGGCCAAGAUCAGAGCCUUCCAUUCCGAAAUGUACCCUCCAGUGCCCAGUCUGUCUUACCAUUAUGGAAUCAACGUCUCUGCAAACGAACGGAAAUGUUCUCGCCCAUUUAAGCAUUCUGGAACGUCUGGGUGGUAAUAUGAAAAACCUGGCUUCACCAGUGCCCGCGGAGAGGGUAUCCUUAAAGAAGCAACCAGAUGAAGGAGCCAUUGACGUUCCAGGUUCCUCGAACAACGAGGAAGACAACGACAAAAGAAAUUCUUUCGUCCCAGAAAAUUUCUGGUGUUUUACUUGCGCCAAACCGUGUUUGGAAGACUGCGCCAACCACCAACAUCAGUCAUUGAAAGAGUACGUGGAGAGAGCAACUUCAAAUCUAAGUGACACCCUCAAUGGAGUUCAUAAGAGACUGGCAGAACAAAAAAAGAACCACGAGAAAACGGACGAAGCUUUCAAGGUGGUUUUUCGAGCUCUUAAUAAGGCAUCUAGGCACUUAUGGAAGCGAGGCGAAAAUUCCAAGGGCAUCAACGAAAGCCUCCUUGCCCUGAAAGCUUGCCUUCUCCGCGAGGAGGCUUCGACACCUCAGCGAGCGCUGGAUCUCACAGCCAAGGUCCAGAACCUUAGGGAACUGGAUGAGACACUCUCGUCUCUCGAGAACGGAACAGACAGCGAAGAGAUUUACGUCUUCCAUCAAAAUAACAAGCUCUUCAUUUCCACCAGAGAACCUGACCAAACCAUUGUCAUUACAAUCAAUGAUUCAUCAGAGUCUGUGGAUGAAAAAUAGUGUUCGUCAUUCUGUGACUUUCCUAGACAAGAAAACGGGCAACCGAACGGUCUUUUUGGGUCCAAGCUCCAAGAGCAUAAAAGUUGUAGGGAAGGGAGGAGGACGGAAUGUUAGCAACUGAGUACAAUUUUGAGGUAGAAGGGAAACAGCAAUCUCGUCUUCGUAAAGGGGGAAAGUAGCAGCUCUCCCUAGUAAUCAAAUUUAGCCAGUGAUAUUUAUGGCCAUAAUGUUCAGCUCCAAAUCACCUAGUUUUGUGGUACAAGGGUGUCAACUAUUGUGUAUAGCAGUCUAUUUCUAUUUUUCCAAAAAUUGUAUGAUUAUCUUUUGUGCUUAAUAUAUGGUUCAACAGGGAUAAUGGGCUUAUCAAAUGCUACUGGUUAACCUGUGGGACUUAUAAUUGUUUUCCAGUAAAACUCUCUGCGAAGAAGUCUUUUAAUCAGGAUAAUUUUGCAGAGGCAGGUCAACAAUGAUGGAUCACAGAUGAUGUAACUAGGAUACUGAAAUCUUCUCUAGCCCAACCAAUAAGAGAGAAUGUGAAAUCCAUGGAGAGGUUUAGGCAGGACCCACUAAGACAUUAGGUUAUGUUGCAAGGACCAGACAGUAAGACAGGUAGCUGAGUACUGAUAAUUCAUGAAUAUCUAUGGGUACAAUUGUUGUUCAUACAUGAAUUACAUAUUGGUAGAAAGGCCAGAGAAUUCUACACAAUAUGGAAUAUGUUAGAAUUCGACAUCUUGUUAUAGUUAAAUGAAAUUAGUGAAAGGACGAUGUCCUUACAAAUACUCACCCCCCAAAAGACAAUUAUUAUGGAAUAAUGAUUGGAUGAAAAAUAUCUUGGAGGCGGGAGGCGACCCCUUGUCCUUGUGACACUUUUGGGGUGUCACUGAAUGUCGAGUCUUUCGGCGUUGUUGGUAGACUGGAUGCUUCCCCUGGCGGUUGCCUAGGGGGUUCUACUGUUGACUGAGGGCGACCAACACUGCAGAGGGAGCUGCAUUGUGUGUGGUGGCGGCAUGGGACAGGCCGUUGGGACCCCUAGGUGCGGCGGCAGCAUAAUAGGUUGGGCUAAGGAAGUCCCCAGCGUGGCAGAGGAGUCCAGCAGACAGAGCGGAACUACAGGUGAGGCAGUGGCGUCAAGGAGACCCACAGGUGCGGCAGCGGUGUCAGUGGGGACUGCAUGCAGUGGCGUUGGAAGGGUGAGCAGGUCCACAGGUGUGGAGAGCGACAUCACGUGGGCCGAGUGAGCCCCAGGAGCAACGGCAGCAUUGUUUCCAUUUGUAUCCUUUUUUUCAGCGACGUCGGCGGGGAGGGGGGCGGGCAAGUAUGCAGUGUUGCCAAUUUAGCUCAUUUUGCGCCAGAUCUAGAGUAUUGGUUCCCAAUCUAGUGCAUAAAAAUCGUCUUUAGUGCCUAGUGCAAAAUCUAGAGUAUUCAUCGGACAGGUUUAGUGCAUUCUAGUGCAUAUACCAGAUUGUCACAAUAUUUCCAUUUUUCAGACAAACAUAAACUUGAUAAAGUGGGAAAAUAAAACAAAUACAAUUAGUUUCUGGGGUGUAUUCAAAUUCAAAUAUUAAGAUGGGUAUGGUUCCAACCCAUUCAAAGAGCUAGCUGACUUUGCAGUGAAAGUCUUAAUAUUACCUCAUUCCAAGUGCUGACGUGGAACAUAUUUUCCAGUCAGGCUAAUCAUAACAAAAUCUAAAUUGAGACAAAAUGGGACUAGAUAUGGUGGAUUCUCAAGCGUCCUCAGAAAUGUUGCCAUGAUGACGGUUUUCCAGCCAAGACCCUUCAGAAGAUUGGAACUUUGUAAUCAUACAAGAAACAAGCACAUCAGUCCACAAGCUGCUCCCAUUGAUGCUCCAGUGCCGUCUUGCUCAUAUGAAGUUAUUGAAAAUGACAUUGAUGAUGUUGAAGCAAUUGAAUUUAGUGACCACAGUGACAGCGAUGUAUGAUGUUUCCAUCUCCUUAUAACUGCCAAAGUUUAUGUAAAUCCAACAAAUUGAAUCGAUUGUGUCAGUCAAUUGUAUUAUUAGUGAUCAUCGUUCACUUAAUUUGGACAUUUAUUAAUAUGUACUUGAAAAAAUCAAAUUUAUUGUUUUCCUUUCUUGUAUUAUUAUUAUUUGCAAACCAUUCAUUUGAAAUUAUCCAAUACUAUUAUGCUGAUAAUACCAUAUUUGAAAUAAUUCAAAUAUAUUGUUUUUCUUGCAUUAUUAUGCUUACCAUUUAUUUGAUAUUAUCCAAUUGAUUAUAUCUAUAUUAGCUAUAACUUACAUCAUGUUGAUAAUCCUGUACUUGAAUUAUCAAAAUAUGUUUUAAACACAGAUGCACAAACCUGCUGUUUACCAUUUAUGUGAAUUUUAAUGAUUAUCAUCUACUUAUGCCAAAAUUAACAUAAAUCUUAUUAAAUCAGCUGUUUUUUUACUUAAAUUAUUGUUACUAUCAUGUGAAUUUUCCAAAUGAUAAUCAAAUCCAGUUGCUAUAUUUCAUUAAAAU
This is a messenger RNA of Macrobrachium nipponense, 3914 nucleotides long. RefSeq lists its product as uncharacterized. Bases 276 to 1433 code for a protein of 385 amino acids. The transcript has 8 exons. Gene Ontology annotation, molecular function: ubiquitin protein ligase activity. NCBI's taxonomy places the organism in Eukaryota, Metazoa, Arthropoda, Malacostraca, Decapoda, Palaemonidae. The record is from RefSeq and is a predicted model, not a curated record. Gene Ontology annotation, biological process: protein monoubiquitination.